UCGAUGCGACUCCCCGUGGUUGGCUGCCCCUCAAUUCCUCGCAUCGCCGCCCGCUAACCCUAGCGAUAGCAGCGCUCCCGACCCGCCCGAUCUCUCGCCGGAGCUCUAGAUCUGCGGGUCGUCGGCCCUCGUCGCCGGUGGUGGUGAGGCCUCCGGAUCGGUGCGGAGAUGACGGAGGCGUGGGUGCGGAACAAGCCGGGGAUGGCGAGCGUCAAGGACAUGCCGGUGCUGCAGGACGGGCCGCCGCCGGGCGGCUUCGCGCCCGUGCGCUACGCGCGCCGGAUCCCCACCAAGGGACCCAGCGCCGUCGCCAUCUUCCUCACCGCCUUCGGCGCCUUCGCCUGGGGCAUGUACCAGGUCGGCCAGGGGAACAAGGUCCGCCGCGCACUCAAAGAAGAGAAAAUUGCUGCUCGCACCGCUUUAGUGCCAAUUCUCCAAGCUGAAGAAGACGACAGAUUUGUAAGAGAGUGGAAGAAGUCUCUUGAGAGAGAGGCAAUAGUUAUGAAAGAUGUCCCCGGAUGGAAGGUAGGCCAAAGUGUGUAUAAUUCUGGGAAAUGGAUGCCUCCUGCCACCGGCGAGCUUCGUCGUGAGGAUUGAUAAGAGCCAAGAGGUUGCCGCAGUCUAUCAAAAGAUAUCAUCAUGUCUUCUGGGCAUGAAUAAGGCUUUUGAACCAUGACACUCCAAAAAUUUGCUACGAGCAACUCACUUUUAAAGCACUCGCUGUGCAUUUCUCGUGUUGAUGAAAUCUAGUUGGCUAAUAAUUGGGCAUAUCAAACAGACAUUUGUUUCUACAUGAACUAUGUGCUCUUGUGUGGAUGGAACUACAUUUGUCGUUUCAUCUGUUUUACCUUGAUAUUUCUACCUCAGUGUAAAACAUUUCGACUGUAUUCAUGUUUUUUUACAGUAGUAACAUACCCAUCCAUUGCAACGGGUCAGGAUGGGCUUCACGA
Molecule: messenger RNA, 950 nt
Organism: Oryza brachyantha (malo sina)
Lineage: Eukaryota; Viridiplantae; Streptophyta; Magnoliopsida; Poales; Poaceae
Product: NADH dehydrogenase [ubiquinone] 1 alpha subcomplex subunit 13-B-like
Exons: 3
Coding region: 169-597 (142 amino acids)
Source: RefSeq, a predicted model, not a curated record